AUGGUGUAUAUCCGAAAUCGCAUAUUUGAAGGUUACCAUAGCGCGGUCAUACCAACGGACCGCCCCUCGUCAUAUUCGUGGGGUAUGACUAAGCGGCCGGCCAGCGUCGCCGCCUACCACCGGACCGCAAGCUCACAGCUCCCGCCGCCUCAACGCAACAUCUCACCAACAAUCACAACCACAACCACAACCACAACCGUUGAUCCCUCACCCGCCCCAUCUCUGUCAACUACCCCGCAAAUAGUCUCCUCUGGAACCGCGAACACCUCCACUGCCAUGGCUGAAAAAGAGCUGCAGGAUGUCCUCAAACAACUCCACCAAUCACUCCAGGCUCAUAAAUACCAGCAGUCGACCUCGCUUCUCUCACGAGCCAAAGUGGCCCUCCUACAUCUCAAUGCCCUUAUACCCAGCUCAAAUGUACCCCGCAAGCACCUUCUCCUCGCACGCGAGACACUCGAAAUCGGCGCCAUAGUCUCGAUUCGCUUAAAGGAUCAGGUGUCCUUCACUCGUUACUUCCAGCAGCUGCAGCCAUUCUACGCCAUACCCGAAUUACAAAAAGACGGCGGAAAUUCAAGCAAGAUCACAGGGCUCUACCUGUUGCUACUGUUGAGUGAUGGUGAUUAUGCGGGUUUCCAUACUUUGCUGGAAACGCUCGAGGUAGCGGCUGCGCAAACCGGGAAGGGCCUCGAAGAAGACGCGUUCAUUCAAUACCCAAUUCGGUUGGAACGGGCAUUGAUGGAGGGGAGCUACGACAGGGUUUGGGGCGAAACCAAGAGCGAGAGGGUUCCUAGUGAGGAGUUUGGACUUUUCUCAGAGGUUCUCAUUGGCACGAUUCGAAAAGAAAUUGCGUCAUGCAGUGAGAAAGCGUAUCCCUCCAUUCCCGUCUCCGACGCCAAGUCACUUCUUUUUCUGGAUUCAGAAGGCAGCGUGGUCAAGUUCGCGCAAGAGUGUGGUUGGGUGGUCAAGGAUGGGAGGAUAUAUUUCCCCGCUCAAGACGACGAAUAUUCAAGCAAGGAUAUUCUAGUCACCAGCGAUCAGGUGAUUGAGAAUACCCUAGGCUAUGCGAGGGAGUUGGAGACGAUUGUCUGA
Molecule: messenger RNA, 1089 nt
Organism: Periconia digitata
Lineage: Eukaryota; Fungi; Ascomycota; Dothideomycetes; Pleosporales; Periconiaceae
Source: the annotation of a GenBank genome assembly